Glycine soja is the source of this 2841-nucleotide messenger RNA. RefSeq names its product far upstream element-binding protein 1-like. Bases 148 to 2535 code for a protein of 795 amino acids. Lineage: Eukaryota; Viridiplantae; Streptophyta; Magnoliopsida; Fabales; Fabaceae. Gene Ontology annotation, biological process: regulation of gene expression. Gene Ontology annotation, molecular function: mRNA binding. The record is from RefSeq and is a predicted model, not a curated record. Gene Ontology annotation, cellular component: cytoplasm. The transcript is spliced from 8 exons.
GUGCGACUGGGGUGCGUAGGUCGUAACCCUAAAAUCAGAACCAGUGGCACUGACACGAAAAAAUAUCUUUUCCUCUCGAUCGAAUUCACUCACUCAUUCUUUCAUUUCCCUCUCAGCGCGCUUGCUUCUCUUUCACAGUCACAGCUAAUGGCGGAGGAAGAAGUUGCGGCACCCGCUGCCAGCCCCGUUCCCCCUGAUAACAAACGCAAGCUCGAAGAUCUGCAACCCGAAAACGCCGAAUCUAAUGCCAACUCCAUCUCCGACGCCGUGAACGCCGAUGACGCCGCCGUUUCCGCCGAGACCGAGAACAAGCGUCUCCGCCUCGACGACCACCAGGAUGGCCUCGCUAAUACAAAUGGGCAUCAAGAUGAGCAGGUUGCUGAGCCAGGAAAAGAGACAGAGGAAAGAUCCGCUCUGGAGAAUGUCACUCCCGAGCAUGAUCAAACUAUAUCCGAAUAUCCUUCUUUGGAGGCAACUGCUAAUGAACAAACAUCAGCUGAGAUUAGCGAGCCAGCUGAUUCCAAAGAACCUCCUGUAGAGGACUCUGGACAAGAAAAUGCAGAGGAGCCUUCUAAAGAAACUCAACAACAAUCUAAGGAUUCAACCGAGCAAGAUGCUUCUUCUGGCGACAAGCAACCCAAUUCAGUUGACACUGCUUUGCACAAUGUGGAAGUUCCCUAUAAUAAGCAAGAUACUUCUUCUGGGCAAAAGCAACCAACAUCUGGGGAUGAAAUAACUACACGGAAAAUUGAGGUUCCUAACAACAAGGUUGGUGUACUUAUUGGCAAGGCUGGAGAUACUAUACGAUACCUGCAGUAUAAUUCAGGUGCAAAGAUUCAGAUCACGAGGGAUGCUGAUGCUGAUCCUCUCUGUGCAACAAGGUCUGUGGAAUUGAUAGGAAGUUUGGAAAGUAUUGAUAAGGCAGAAAAACUAAUGAAUGCUGUGAUUGCAGAGGCUGAUGCUGGGGGUUCUCCUUCACUUGUAGCUCGAGGCCUCUCCCCUGCUCAAGCUACUGUGGGAUCUGAACAAAUUCAGAUACAAGUUCCAAAUGAAAAGGUUGGAUUAAUCAUAGGGAGAAGUGGGGAAACAAUUAAAAGCCUGCAGACCAAAUCCGGGGCGCGCAUCCAGGUAUUGAUACCUCAACAUCUUCCAGAAGGGGAUGAUUCCAAAGAAAGGACUGUCCAAGUUACUGGUGAUAAGAGGCAAAUUCAAAUUGCACAAGAAUUGAUAAAGGAAGUUAUGAAUCAGCCUGUCAGGCCUUCAUCUGGUGGCUUUGGUCAGCAGGCCCAUCACCCACCCCGUGGUGGAUCUGGUGGCCCACCCCAAUGGGGUCAGCGGGGCUCUCAUUUUGGCCACCCAACAGCAUAUGAUUACCAGCAUCGCGGGCCGUUUCCUGCUCACAAUCAACCAUAUGCUCCUGCACCAUAUGGAAACUAUCCUCAACAUAUGACUCCAAGAAGCAGCUUUGGUUCUGGUUGGGAGCAAAGGCCUCACCACAGCUUUCAAGGGCCACCCCCACACAAUGGUGGUUAUGAGUAUUAUGGAGGACAUGGGGGUCAUUUAUCCGAUGCUCCACCAUCCACACAGCUUCCCAGUUCAGCCCCCCCAUAUGGUGCUGGUCCUUCCCCUGUACCUUCUAUGGGACCAACCCCAGCUCAGGUGAAUUACAACUAUGGACAGCCACAAGGCCAGGAUUAUGGUCAUCAGACAACUUAUUCUCAGGCAGGACUUCCCCAACAAGGUUAUGGACAGGGAUAUGAUGAGUCAAAGUAUGAAAAUCGUGCUCCUACUCAACAUUCUUAUGGAGGACAUGUAAAUUCUCAAUCGACCUACCCUCAGGCUGGUGCUCAGCCUAAUUACCCUGCACCGCAGCAGUUUGGCAAGCCACCAUUAUAUGGCAUGCCAUCGGGACAGCCUCCACAAUCUUAUGGUCCCCCUAGAGCUACUCAACCAGGGGAUAUGCCAUAUCAAGGUUCCACUCCUGCCCAGUCAUAUGGCACGAAUAUGCCAACACAACAACCAUACCCAUAUGCAGUAUCUGGGCCAUCACAAACAGCAUAUCCAAGUUAUGGGUCUGCACCAGCUACAGAUGGCUAUAGUCACCCACCACCUGCAUCUUUCCCACCUUAUACCCAGCCUGCUGCACAACCCACUUAUGGUCAGCCAGCUGCCCAGCCUGCAGCCAGUUAUACGCAGGUUGGUCCCACUGGUUAUGGAUCAUCAUACCCAUCUUUACAGCCAAGUUACCCUGAGCAGCCGGCUCCCAACAACGCAGUUUAUGGCUACCAAGCACCCCAAGAUCCUGGUUAUAGCACUGGUGCUGCACCAGCAUAUAGUACAGCACAACCAAGUGGGCAGCCAGGUUAUGUUCAACCCACUCCCACUCAAACUGGUUAUGAACAGUCUAACACGCAACCAGCUGGUUAUGCAGCUGUCCCGGCAAGUGCUCCGGCUGCGUAUGGCAAAACAUUGUCGCCCCAGCCUGCUGCUUAUCCCCAAUACGACUCAACCCAAGUUUAUGGUGCUCCUCGAUGAUAUUUUUAUGUGUUAACCAAAUCUUAGUAUUAGCAUGCUCUAAUUUGAUGGCUCCUUUCGGUGUAACCGGUACUGCUUCAUCAAAAUAUAAUUUUUCUUAGCACGAGUGCUCUGAUGUUACGAUUUCUUGAAAAUCAAAGUUCACUUGGCCUGUUGUUUCCUCGAAGGAUUGUAAAGAAAAAUUAAUCGAUAUUAUGAAGCCUUAUUUUCUCAUUUGAGCUUUGCUGGGAGUAACUGGACGUGAGUUGGACUACCAUUUGUUUUGAAUAUAGUGCUUCCAGCCAAAUAUUCAUCAGUUAUUUUCAA